AUGUUCAGCCGGAGUUGCGGGGUAAGCGCAAUGAGGCCCCGCGACCUCGGCCCAGAGCAGGAGAAGGAACGGGGGAAUGAGACUUCUCAACAGACCCAAGCUCACCAAGCCAUUGAUGCCGAGCGUCACGCGGCUCAAAGAGCUGCUGAGACGUCUCAACAGUCCCAAGCUCUCCAAAUCAUUGAUGCAGAGCGUCACACGGAUCAAAGAGCUGCUGAGACUUCUCAUCAGACCCAAGCUCACCAAAUCUUAGAUGCUGAGCGUCAAGCUUCGUACAUAGCCGCAGAGACCUCCGAAGAAACACGUAGAUGA
This is a messenger RNA of Spodoptera exigua (beet armyworm), 312 nucleotides long. The record is from the annotation of a GenBank genome assembly. Lineage: Eukaryota; Metazoa; Arthropoda; Insecta; Lepidoptera; Noctuidae.